UCUCUCUCUCUCUCUCUCUCUCUCUAGGAGUAUGUAUAUUAUGCAUUAAUGUAAAUAGCUUUUGGAGGGUCCAUUUUGCUGCUUCUUCAUUGGUGUUUUGCAUUUCAUUUAUUUAAUUAAAUAAUUAAAUAAUUAAUAAAUAAUAUGUUAGGCUCAUUUGGGGGUUCUUCCUCUCAUGAGGUGGAUGUUGAUGUGGAUGCGGAUCAAGACAAUUCCUCACCGCCAAAUGCCUAUCUCCACCACCACCGCCACCAGAUUCAGCCCCGGAGUAAUUUCGCCGCCUCACCCUCACUUCAGAUGCGGCAGCUUCUCAUAAGCUGCGCCGAACUAAUCUCCCGCUCCGAUCUCUCCGCCGCCCACCGCCUCAUCUCCAUCCUCUCAUCUAACUCCUCACCGUACGGCGACUCCACCGAGAGAUUAGUCCACCAGUUCACCAGAGCCCUCUCCCUCCGCCUCACCCGCUACACCACCGCCGCCGCCGCAUCCACCAGUAUCAUCAGUACCACCAUCGCCGGCCGAGACGACGCUCUUGUUCAAUCCUCGUACUUGUCGUUGAACCAAGUGACACCGUACAUUAGGUUUAGCCAGCUGACGGCGAACCAGGCCAUACUGGAAGCCAUCGACGGGGCCCACCACGCCAUCCACAUCCUCGAUUUCGACAUCAUGCACGGCGUCCAGUGGCCGCCGCUCAUGCAGGCGGUGGCCGAGCGCUACCCUCUCCCCACCCUCCGCAUCACCGGCACCGGCUCCGACCUCGAAAUCCUCCGUCGCACCGGCGACCGCCUGGCCAAGUUCGCCCACUCCCUCGGCCUCAGAUUCCAGUUCCACCCACUCAUACUCCUCCCCGGCGAAGACCCCAUCUCCGUCGCCUCGUCGGUGCUCCUCCUCCCCGACGAAACCCUCGCCGUCAACUGCGUCCACUACCUCCACCGCCUACUCAGGGACCGCGACCGCCUCGCCCUCUUCCUCCACCGCAUCAAAGCCAUGUCCCCCAGGGUUGUCACGGUGGCCGAGAGAGAGGCCAACCACAACCACCCCAUCUUCCAGCAGCGGUUCCUGGAGGCCGUCGACCACUACGCGGCGGUGUUCGAUUCCCUCGAAGCCACCCUCCCCCCCAACAGCCGGGAGCGGCUGGCGGUGGAGCAGAUAUGGUUCGGGAGGGAGAUCGCCGACAUAGUGGCGGCGGAGGGAGAAAGCCGGCGGGAGAGGCACGAGAGAUUCAGAUCGUGGGAGGUGAUGCUGAGAAGCACCGGAUUCGGGAAUAUUCCGUUGAGCCCAUUCCAUUACCCUUCUGAAGGUUAUCACGCUUCAUAUCAUCAAUGAUUCUUUCUUCUUAGGGUGGCAGAAUCAUCCCCUUUUCUCUGUCUCCUCUUGGCAUUAAUUAAUUAAUUAUUAAAUA
Molecule: messenger RNA, 1399 nt
Organism: Erythranthe guttata (spotted monkey flower)
Lineage: Eukaryota; Viridiplantae; Streptophyta; Magnoliopsida; Lamiales; Phrymaceae
Source: RefSeq, a predicted model, not a curated record